AGGGUGGUAACAGACAGAUAUUGACUACAUUCCCCCAGAAUGCAGCCUGUGAUUGAAAUAAAUGACAACACGGACUAGAACAAUCACUCCAGGACAGUGGGAAUGUGAACGCUGGAAGUUUGACCCGGAUCAGAGAGCCCGUUCCUUAUCUGCUCCAGGUUGAGGGGUGAGGCAGCCACUGGAGAAAGGGGCAGUGCUGCCUGAGUCUGGGACCCUCUGACAGCACAGGCCCCGGGGAUUAGCACCGUGUGUAACCCCCUCACCCUGGGCCUGAUACGAGAUCCCCAAUCCGCUUUGAUCAGACUGCAUUUCUCAGUUUCAGUUCACAAUUAAUCACUGAUGAUUGAUCCCUGUUUGGUCACUGACAGGAAUUCACACUCUCCAAUGGAUGCAUUCUGUUGAGGUCAGUGAUGGUGGCUCUGUGAAGAGAUCAAUGAGAUUUGGAUUCAAUGGAAAGGAUUAUAUCAGUUUAGACCCAGACAGAAUGAGAUGGAUCGCAACCAAUCACUUUGCAGUGAUGACGAAAGAGGAAUGGGAUUCCGAUGAAUCCUGGAACAAUUACUGGGAAACACAGCUGCAUGGAAUCUUUGUUGAGCAUUUAAAGAGAUAUCUGGAAGCUGGAAAGGAAUAUUUCAGAAGGAAAGUUCAGCCUGAAGUGUUCAUCUCCAGGAGGGAGCCCAAUCGUCAGGACAAGCCGCUCACUCUCUCCUGCCUGGUCACUGGGUUUUAUCCUGUAGACAUCGAGGUGACCUGGCUAAGGAAUGGAGAGGUCAUGUCUGAGACCCAAUCCUCGGGGGUUCGACCGAACCACGAUGGGACCCAUCAGAUCCAGAAAGAGAUUGAGAUCAAUGCUGGGGAUGAGGAUCAAUACUCCUGUCAAAUUGAACACAGCAGCCUGGCAGAGGCCCAGCUCUAUCAGUGGGGUAAGGGACUGGAAUGUGUCUGU
Chiloscyllium plagiosum (whitespotted bambooshark) is the source of this 946-nucleotide messenger RNA. The record is from RefSeq and is a predicted model, not a curated record. NCBI's taxonomy places the organism in Eukaryota, Metazoa, Chordata, Chondrichthyes, Orectolobiformes, Hemiscylliidae.